Molecule: messenger RNA, 2378 nt
Organism: Rosa rugosa (rugosa rose)
Lineage: Eukaryota; Viridiplantae; Streptophyta; Magnoliopsida; Rosales; Rosaceae
Product: ankyrin repeat-containing protein At5g02620-like
Exons: 6
Coding region: 322-2181 (619 amino acids)
Molecular function (GO): protein binding
Source: RefSeq, a predicted model, not a curated record
GAGAAGAUACGCAUAGUUAGCUCCAUGUACUUAUCUGUAAUUAACAAACGAUGCAAGUGCUCCAUAUUGAUGGUGACGACUCCUAUACAUAUCCUCUUCCAGUUUCCACACUGGACAUAUCCUCUUCCAGUUUCCAUAUCCUCUUCCAGUUUCCACACUAGGUACAAGUGUGGAAACUGGAAGCAUCAAUAACUCGCUCUCUCUUAUGGUGACGGCCCCUAUACAUAUCCUCUUCCAGUUUCCACACUAGCUAGGUACAAGUGAACUUCGGUAUCUGCUGUGCAUGCUUGUAUCUUUACACAAUUUGUUCAAUCUGGAACCAUGGCUACCCCACAAGCACAACAUAUAUCACCUGCCGGGAUUCAAUUAACCACGGCUAGCGGGGAUUCAGCAACUGGGAUAGAUAGUCAAUCAGCGGACAUUGGCAUCGACAUUUCGGCUGAUUCGGCUCAACCUACCAGACCUUUGCCUUAUCUACUAGAACAUAUAAAUAGAGAACAAUACCUUAAGACAUGUGUUGCCCUCUAUAAGUAUGCACUAAAGGGCGAUUGGGAAGCUGCGGAACGAAUCUUGAAAAAGGAUACGAAACUUCUGAGAGCAAGCAUAUCUAGAGGAUGUGAAACAGUCCUUCACGUUGCAGCAGGAGCAAGACGUAUUCAUUUUGUGGAGAAACUGAUCAGCAUGAUGAACGUAGAAGAUUUGGCACUGCAGGACGUAAAUGGAAACACUGCCUUGUGUAUUGCCGCUGCGGCUGGAUCUCUAGACAUUGUCCAGAUUUUGAUACAAAAGAAUAAGUCUUUACUAUCGAUUCGAGGCGGUAAAGAUAUGACACCAGCCUACAUGGCUGUUGUGUUGGGACAGUCAGAAAUGGCAUGGCACCUGUACGCUGAAAGUAACACGAUGUUGGAGAAAACAGACCGCGAAAACUUGUUUUUUUCUUGCAUCAACAAUUGUUUGUAUGAUUUGGCCUUACCGUUGCUAAAUGAUGAUAGAACAUUAGCGACUGCACGUACUAAAUCGCAGAAAUAUAAAACAGCCUUGCAUAUAUUGGCUAGAAGGCCUUCAGCAUUUGGUGGCAGCCAAAGUCCAGGAAUGUGGAGUAGACUUAUUAACUCAUUCCUCCCAAGUUUGAAGUUUGCUUGCAAAAGAAAGUUAAAACAAGCUAAUGAAGCCCUUCAACUAGUCCAACGUCUUUGGGAAGAAAUUUUAAAAGAUGAGCAUGAAGAAGUGAUGAGGCUGAUCAAAUAUCCUUCAAAUUUAUUAUUUGACGCAGCGGAAUUAGGGAAUUAUGAGUUUCUGGCGGCACUUAUGAGCUCUUAUCCUGAGUUGGUAUGGGAAACUGAUGAAAAAAAUCGAACCAUUAUCCAUGUCGCAGUUCUGCAUCGUCAUGCAAGUAUCUUUAAUCUAGUGCAUGAAAUAGGCUCGAUCAAAGAUGUCAUAGUGACAUAUGAGGAUGAUCAGGGUAACAACAUUGUGCAUAUGGCUGCAAAAUUAGCACCUCAAAAUCAGUUGAAUCUCGUGUCAGGCGUAGCUCUUCAAAUGCAUCGAGAGUUGGUAUGGUUUGAGGAAGUCAAAAAAAUUGUUCAACCUCAGUAUAUAGAGAUGGAAAACCAACAAGGCAAAACACCUCAAGAAUUAUUCACUAAGGAGCAUAGGGCGCUCAUGCGUCAAGGAGAAUCAUGGAUGAAAGACACUGCAACUUCAUGCUUGCUCGUUGCAACUAUUAUUGCAACUGUUGUGUUUUCAGCUGCAUUUAGCAUACCAGGUGGCACAGAUGAUCAUACCGGAAAGCCCAACUUCUUAAAAGAGAAAAUGUUUCUAUACUUUACCAUAGCCGAUGGACUAGCACUUUUUUCCUCUUCAACUGCAAUGCUAAUGUUCUUGUUCAUCCUAACCUCGCGGUACGCAGAAAACGAUUUUCUCAAAUCCUUACCAUUGAAGUUGAUGAUAGGACUCACUUCCCUAUUCAUCUCUAUAGCAUCCAUGAUGAUGGCUUUUAGCACCGCCUUCUAUUUGUCUUGUCAAUAUGAAUCAAGAUGGGUUUCAGAUUUUACAUUUUUAUUUGCACUUGUCCCAGUUGCUUUGUUUGCGUUUAUGCAAUUCCCUCUCAUGUCUGACAUGUCCUCUUCUAUAUUUUGCUCAAGUUUGUUAUUUCAGCCGUGGAAACACAUGCUUUUCUAGAAGGCAAACUGAAUGUUGUACAUAUUCUACUUAAGUAAACCUUGAUUUGGUCGCAAGCUACAAUAAUUAUGUACAUAUAUGUAUAUUCUAGCUAGCAUAUGGAGUUGUAAUUAGAUUGAUCAUCUAUUUUGUUUUUUGUACGAUCAAUGCAUAAAUGGAUGAAUAUGUUGUACAAAGUUAAAGUAAUUCUCUAUGAC